AUGCCUCACGCGUUCAAGCAAUCUCUCGACGACCUCUGCUGCCUGAAUCUGAUUGGCUCCCGAAACGCCACGCUCGAGGCGCCUCGGAGCAGCAACCGAGCCGCGCAAAAUAAAAUCUUUGACGAUUUCUCCUGCUUAGGGUUAGGUCUUGAGGACGAAUCCGACGGUCUGUUUCGGUCUGCGCCGCAAAGCCGCUCCGUUUCCCCCCCGCCCGCCUUCCCCCCUCCGCUCGCCGUUUCCCCGCCGCUGGACCCAGCGCGCGCGGCUCCAAGCAGCGCGCCCGGCGCGCAGGACUCCGCAUUCAGCGCCGCGCUUGCCGCCGCCACUGGCGCCGCCGUCAAAAGCUCGUCUGCAGCCUUCGCGGAUCAACUCCCCCAACUCCCGCGCUCCGCCUUCCCGCCUUUCCCUGCUAAUGUCCCCGCUGUUCCGCUCCCACCUUCCCGCCCCUCCUCCUCGUCCUCUCUCCCCUCUUACCCGCUUUCCCGCGAGUCGCUGCUGCGACGCCCGACGCGAAUUAUAUUAGUGCGACACGGGCAGAGCGAGGGGAACUUGGACGAGGGGAUUUACACCCGAAUCGCGGACUCGCGCGUGUCUUUAACGCCUCUAGGGUUCGAGCAGGCCGUGGAAUGCGGCAAGCAGAUUCGGAAAUUAAUCGAAUUCGAUCGGCGGAAAGGGGGGAAGCAGGGGAGAGGUGGGGAAGGGGGGAAGGAGGGGAGGCGGAACGCAGGAGGGGGUGACUCUGGCGAGGGUGAUUAUAACAGAGACGAGGAGGAGGAUGACUGGGGGGUGUAUUUCUACGUAUCCCCGUACCUGCGAACUCUUCAGACCCUCCGGGGCAUUGGGCGUGCGUUUGACAGGCGGCACAUUUUGGGAACCCUGCAGGGCAUAGGGCGUGCGUUUGACAGGCGGCACAUUUUGGGAGUUAGGGAGGAGCCUCGGCUGAGGGAGCAAGACUUUGGAAACUUCCAGGUGCCAGCGUGCAUGCGGCAGAUUAAGGAUGUGAGGCAGCUCGAGCAUGCCAGGCGACAUCCCUUGCACUCUUCACCAUCUCACCUAACCCCACUGUGGCAAACCAUUCUUCACCACUCGUCACCACCCCGCACUGCACCCCACCACCAGGUGCAGGAGCGCAUGAGGCAGAUUAAGGACAUGAGGCAGCGGUUUGGACGGUUCUUCUACCGGUUCCCUGAGGGGGAGUCGUCCGCUGACGUGUACGACCGCGUGACUGGUAGGCAGUUCGAGGGGCUGCUGAAUCCGGGCAACUGUGAAAUCAGAGUCAUGGAGAUGGGAGAAGGGGGGAAAUACAGCCUGGCUGUGCGGCACUCAGAAUACGAGCUGUUUUCGUGGGGGUUGACGCCAGACAUGAUUGCAGGUGAGCCGGGUUCCGGGCAGUUCGAGGGGCUGUUGAACCCGGGGAAAUGUGAGAUCCGGGUGAUGGAGAUGGGGGAGGGGGGGAAGUACAGCCUGGCAGUGCGGCACUCGGAAUACGAGCUCUUCUCACAGUUUGAGGGGCUGCUGAAUCCGGGCAACUGCGAGAUACGGGUGAUGGAGAUGGGAGAAGGGGGGAAAUACAGCCUGGCAGUGCGGCAUUCAGAAUACGAGCUCUUCUCGUGGGGACUCACCCCAGACAUGAUUGCAGGACCACCCCCUUCCGCCGCUGCUGCAGCAAUGACGCCCGCUGCAGUGCCUGCUGCAGCGACCCCUCAUGCUGCUGCAGGAGCAGCAGCACCGGUUUGUUUCUCUGCAUGA
Closterium sp. NIES-65 is the source of this 1749-nucleotide messenger RNA. Lineage: Eukaryota; Viridiplantae; Streptophyta; Zygnematophyceae; Desmidiales; Closteriaceae. The record is from the annotation of a GenBank genome assembly.